CAGAGGAGUUUGGGUGAUGGAGAUGCCGGGGGGGGGGGGCGCGCUUGACGUCUGAUAGGCACAAAUUUGGCACGAGAGUACGUAAACGCAAUAGCGAGUCGUGUCUAUGCAUGCGUGAUGCAGUCCAUGCGCACCAAGUGUCAAAGUGUUCAACAUGAAGCUGCAAUAGAACUUAUUCCGUUUCCGUUUCCGAGCAACCAACAGGUCUUUACAGUGGAUUUCUAUACCUUUCCUAAGAUUGCAGGAGGCAUACGAGAUGGAAAAUGACUCCGUUGCGCUCUGCCGUUGUCUUGUGUCUGUAGGCUCUGAGUCCUACACCGUGGAUUUGGCUUGGUCACUUGUGAAUCUAGGUACUUCACUCGCCGUCCAUAGAACAUACACGAUGGAAUUGGCUCGAGCGCCCCAGAACACCGGGGUGCUGCUCGGUGGUCUUGCCAUCCAUCCGGCUUCAUGCACCCCGGAUUUAGCUCAAGCGCUCCAAAAUCUUAAAAUAUCGCUCGACAAGCUCGGAUGGCACUCCGAGGCACUGCCAGUGAUCGAUGAAAGUGUCACACUCUGGCACAAGCGCCUAGUUGCCGUCAAUCCGACAAUCUCGGACGCCAUUCUGAGGUGCUCCCGGUAAUGAAAGAAAGCGUGAGGCUCUGGCGCGAGCUUGUUGCCGUCCAUCCGUCAUCAUGCACCCCAGAUUUGGCUCAAGCGCUCAAAUGGACACUUGACGAAUUCGGAUGGUAUAUACUCCGAGGCUCCCGAUGAUUGAAAAAAGUGUCAAACUAUGCAUAUGGCGGAAGCUGGUUACUGUCCAUCC
Messenger RNA from Cantharellus anzutake, 805 nucleotides. RefSeq lists its product as uncharacterized. The record is from RefSeq and is a predicted model, not a curated record. Lineage: Eukaryota; Fungi; Basidiomycota; Agaricomycetes; Cantharellales; Hydnaceae. The transcript is spliced from 2 exons. Bases 257 to 622 code for a protein of 121 amino acids.